AGGUGAUCUACCUACAGAGGCCGGAACCGGCAGCGUCUGAGCCAGUGAGGAUCUAUGCUCACGGGCUGGGCGUCAUAACCUCCAGCUGUGGCACCUGUGCGGAUGGGAACCUGCCGAAUACUACGCUGAAGUAUCGGACUGCAGGAGAGACUUGUUUGAUCAGCUGGCAGGGCGGCCAGAGUCGAUGUGACAGAUCGUCCCAAAGCUGGACCUAUUGGCAAGAUGUUUGGACGUGGCUGGGUGCCCUGAACCCUCGCUUCUACCCCAUCGAAGCGCAACCCGCCAUCCGCCGUGUGGCACGUCGUUUCGCUACCGGUCCCUGGGGCGCUGGCGUUUGGUGGGGAAACACUCUCCAAUACUUCGUGGUGGUUUGGAUUGGAACCAUGCUCCUUUGGCAGGAGGGAUGCCCUCAACUGGACUACUACGCCUAUGGCGCGCCAGAUCAGCCCUGGCCGCCCCUGGGCGGCUUUUGCGAGCAGUAUCAGGCUCAAGGCUAUGAGGAGGUGGUCAAGAACUUGCCGCUCAUCGAGGCUGCUUUGCAAGGUCAACAGCGCACGGUGAAGGACCUCUACUCGGCCUUGGCGUGUUGCAGUCGAUGCGAGGCUCCCUGCGAAGAGGUGGGCGUCGGACCUGCUCCUUCGCAGAUCUACUGUACGUCCAACUGUACUAAGGACUUCCUCGACUGCUUCCUGGGUGCCUUGCGGAACCCCAGCAGUUGUCGACCAGACGUCCCUGACACUUUGCUUGAAGUGUAGCACCAAAAACUGAAAGGUGCGGCCAAACUUUGCAUGCGCUUUGCAGGGUGGCUACUUAUUGAAAAUCCUGCACCACUGCACCACCUGAGAAACGUACCUAGUUAGUUUUGAUUACAUGUAUUCACAGUGCUUGGGUGUUUCUUGUUGCUGAAGGCCUGGUUUGCUUCGACAAUUCAACAGGGUUCUCGGGUUCUGAUACCGUAUGCACGGUUUGUUUUUUCAGAUGGAGAUUCUAAGUUCGACAUCCCUUUGGACAGACAAACAAUAAUGUUGUACCAAAAAAUUGGGGAUGGCCAGAGGAAGGAACCUAGGCAACUUACUCGCUUACAAGAGCGCAC
Molecule: messenger RNA, 1093 nt
Organism: Durusdinium trenchii
Lineage: Eukaryota; Dinophyceae; Suessiales; Symbiodiniaceae
Source: the annotation of a GenBank genome assembly